UGCUGUAUUUUUUAUUAUUUAUUAUAAAUGAUUUAUCUUUUAAAUUGCACAUAAUUUAAAACAACUUUCUCUCCCUCUUGCUCUUUCAUCUAUUCUCUUCUCUAAUGACAUUUAAUGGAGUAAGGGUGGGACAACCUGUCAGUCACAUCCAGCCAUCCAAUCAAUUUCUGAUUAACAAAUUCAGGUCCCGUCAAACUUUUUUUUCUUUGAGAAAAUCUUUCAACAUUAAGAAACUGAUAUCACAUGAUAUCCCAUCUUCACAGGAACAAGGUACUGAAUUGUUUAAUGUUAAUGUUGUUUAACGAUUAAAUAGCAGAAAUGUCUGAUAUUUAUGAUGAUGUGAUCAUUACUGAGCCUGAGAGAAUUGAAACAAGCAGAGAGGAGAUGGCGGUGGCCAUCUAUGAGAAUCCAGACUAUGUGAGAGAUCAUGAUUUUAAGAGAGAGACAAGCACACCCCGACCACUUCAGCAUACAGGAGGUGCCUCUGUGAAGGUCAGAAGCUCCAGAGCAGCUGUAGUGUGUUUGGUGCUGCUGUGUGUUCUUCUGCUGACUGCAGUCAUAGUGUUAUGUGUCCACAUCCAUACAAACAACACAAACUACACGAAAGAGAAAGACCAGCUACUAACCGGGAAUACCAACCUCACAGAAGAAAAAGAUCAAUGCUCUGAUGACCCCAAAUGGAUAACAUACAAGCGUAGUUCCUACUACAUUUCCUCUGAGUGGAAGAACUGGUUUGAAAGCAGACAAGACUGUUUGCAGAGAGGAGCAGAUCUGAUCAUCAUAAACGACAAAGAGGAACAAAGAUUUGUUACAAAGGUUACUAGUGCAAACAUUGUGUGGAUUGGUCUGACUGACAGUGAUGAAGAGGGGGUCUGGAAGUGGGUUGAUGGCAGCACACUGACCUCUGGGAUCUGGAGAUUCUGGCGCCCCGGUGAGCCCAACAAAGCAAUUGGAGAUGAGGAUUGUGCUGUUACUAACUUUGAGUGGGCUGACUAUCCAUGUCUUCACACCUUUGCAUGGAUUUGUGAGAAGGAUUUAGAGGUUUAAAGAAAGCUGUUACAUCAAAUCUGUGCAUCCAGAGCAAAGCAGUAACCAAACAGAUUUGCUGUAAUAUGCAAAAAUCUUUUUUAUUAUUAUUGUAAUGGAUAUUUGAUGGUCAAUUUAAUAAAAUUCAUUUUUUUAUAAAAUUCAAAAUUCAUUCAUUAAUAAAAAAAAAAAAAAAAAAGUACUCAUUUGUCAAUGCAACCUCUUGUGUGUAAUAUUUCUCAAAUUGUCCUUAUUAAAUAAACAGGGAACAUGUGGUUU
Messenger RNA from Labeo rohita (rohu), 1305 nucleotides. Its product is annotated as CD209 antigen-like protein A. Lineage: Eukaryota; Metazoa; Chordata; Actinopteri; Cypriniformes; Cyprinidae. The record is from RefSeq and is a predicted model, not a curated record. The transcript is spliced from 5 exons. Bases 319 to 1047 code for a protein of 242 amino acids.